Messenger RNA from Carassius auratus (goldfish), 1315 nucleotides. Its product is annotated as diablo homolog, mitochondrial-like. Gene Ontology annotation, cellular component: mitochondrion. The transcript has 7 exons. Bases 77 to 871 code for a protein of 264 amino acids. The record is from RefSeq and is a predicted model, not a curated record. Lineage: Eukaryota; Metazoa; Chordata; Actinopteri; Cypriniformes; Cyprinidae. Gene Ontology annotation, biological process: intrinsic apoptotic signaling pathway in response to oxidative stress; neuron apoptotic process.
UUAAAAAUACAUACAGGCUGAAGGGAUAAACCUGAGUAUUUUUAAAAUUAGUAUUAGUAAAAGACUUUAAGCAAAUAUGCAGGCUUUUAGUAACUGCGGUUUGUGUGCUAGUGGGAGUCUUCUUAAAUGCCGGACUGACUUCCUGGUCGCCCGGAGAAACAUGGCCGUCCUGCGACUGAGUGCUGCAUGCGUUCAGCUUCUCAAGGACAAGGCUAACGUGCUCUGCAGAAGCCGCGUUCAUCAGCGUGUCCUGCGUCUGCCGGAGGUCUGUCGAUCCAAUACAGUCGCGUUCAGUCUCGGCAGCAGCCUCUGUGCGGUUCCUUUCACACAGCAGGUUGAAAACCUUUCACAUGAAUCCCUGAUUCGUCGGGCCUCAUGUCUGGUCACAGACAGUGCCAACACUUACCUUUCUCAGACCACACUGGCUCUUGUGGAUGCCCUCACUCAGUAUGCCAAGGCUCUACAUACCCUCAUUGCCCUUCAGAAGCGAUACAUAACCUCGAUAGGUAAACUGACCCGUGCUGAAGAGGACAACAUUUGGCAGGUGAUCAUUGGCCAGCGAGUGGAGGUUAGUGAUCGAUUGGAAGAAUGCAAACGCUUCGAGUCAAACUGGAUGAAUGCCAUCAACAUCUGCGAGCUGUCAGCAGAAGCAGCCCAAAAUUCAGGGGCAGAGCAUGCAUGCACAGCAACAAAGACGAAUCUGCAGGUGGCACAGUGCAAGGUGGAAGAGCUUCGAAAGAUCUCAAAAGAAGCAGAGAAAAAACUGGCCGAAGCGAAAGCAGAAGAAAUCCAGAGAAUGGCUGAAUAUGCCUCCAGCAUUGAUAUUAAUGAUCUGGAAGAUAUUCCUGAGGCCUACCUUCGUGAAGACUAGAAAAAGUUUGUGACAUUGGUAUUCUGUAGCCGGCAGUGAAACACUCAAUGAGUAUGACUGAGUCGAGAAUGCACCUUGAUAUGAAUUUGCAAUCGGUAUUGGUAAUGGAAUAAUGAAGGCCAACGAAGGCCUCAUUGAUAAAAGGAAAAAAAAAAUACCUGUAUUGAGUAAUUAAUGCAGCUUGUAAGAUACAUAUAAAAUGUAUGUGGAGGUGAAACCUGCAAAGAAAUUGCUUUGUAAGUAACACUGAUUUAGUAUUCGUAUGCGUGUAUAUAUUUUCAUAUUGUUUAUUUUUUUAGUGCAAUUGCAUGUUUGUUAAUGCAACAAUGAAAUCAUAUCACAUGUUGUGAUAUCCCAGUGUAUACAAAGUUGCAAUCAGUGCGUUUUAUAUUUGUAGAGAUCAACUCUUAUUUAUUAUCCUAAUAAACAGACAUUUUCACAAAA